Messenger RNA from Ceratosolen solmsi marchali, 1172 nucleotides. Its product is annotated as RIB43A-like with coiled-coils protein 2. The record is from RefSeq and is a predicted model, not a curated record. Bases 30 to 1172 code for a protein of 380 amino acids. NCBI's taxonomy places the organism in Eukaryota, Metazoa, Arthropoda, Insecta, Hymenoptera, Agaonidae. The transcript is spliced from 7 exons.
CCUAUCGAAGAGCAUCGUGCGCUUGCAUCAUGCUGGAGUUACAGAAAUGCACGGACCAAGAUCUCAAGGUCGCGGCGGCGAUCGAAAAGAAGCGCCAGAUCGAGGAGCAGAGGAAGACGAGGAUUUUUAAUCCCCGGGUUCGUCGAAUUGGGAUAGAUAAAGAGUUUUUGGACAUGCAAGUCGAGGAGAAGAAGCAGCAGCGCGACUUGGAAAGGCAGAAGGAAUGCAGUUUAGACGAGGCUUUGCUUCGCAGUAGCAAGUUGGCAAUUAUGCUCGCAAAGCAACAGGAUGAAGAAAGGAGAAAAGUGAAUAAGGAGAUCGACACUUUUCGCCAGACGCAUCAGAAGCCCGAAUACCGCCGGGACUUUGAUCUCUACGAUCCCGAAUUGGUCAAAAAAACCAAACCUCUGAGGGAGACGGACAACGACGGAUUGGGGCCCGCAUCCGCGCAAAAAUUCGAGGGCGAGGACGCGAACUUGGUGUGUCGCAGGAAGGAGCAGAAGGAGCAAAUGCUGAGCUGGAUAAUGCAGCAGGUGCAGGAGCGGCGACUCGCCGAGAAGGAGCGACUCGAGGCCGAGCGCGAGUACCAGGAUGCGCUCCUCUCUAGGGACAACCGGGCGAUGGCCCUCGAGACCUCGGAACGAGAUUGUCGACGACGACUCAACGAAGCCACCGCCAAGUUCAAUCGAGCUCUGGCGAAGGAGAAGGAGCAGCGCCAACGUAACCUCGAGGCCCAAGACGACGAGGACAAGCGGGCGGAAAUCUACAACCACGUGACCGGGGAUUUCCUUACGGAGUCCAAGGACCAGGCUGAAAGCACCCGGGGACCCGGUCGGCCUCUGGCUAACCGCUACAAGGGCAUGACCUUGGAUGAGCUUCAGUUUUAUCGGAACGAGCAGACGAGACAGAUGGAGGAGAUCCAGCGAAUGAGAAUGGAAGAAAAUAAGAAAAACGAAAACUGGGAUAAACUGAUGAACGGUAACGCCAGAGCUGCGGAAUCUUAUCAGCGGGAGUUGGAUCGCAAAAGAGCCGAGCUAAACAAGCAGAUUGCCGAGGAAAAUCGACAAUUGGCGCAACAACAUAAAAAGCAUCAAGAUUACUUAAAUCGACAGGUUUAUAAAAAUAAGCCCAGCUCGGAAUUUUAUGAACAAUUUAAUAAGAGUACUAGAUAA